GCGCGGAAGGUCGCCGUAUCAAGCUUCCCCGGAACUUUUUCCUCCCUCCUGUCCCGCCCCCUUCCCUAGCCGUGUCCCACCUUCCGGCCCCCGGGAACGCCGGCAACGGUUAUGGCUGCUGCCCCGCUUCAGCCGGAGUGUUGCUGAGCGCGGAGCCCGAGGGCGCCCGUGAGUUUGAAUUCUUGGGAUCCGCUUCUUAGCUGAGUGAGAGCACGUCUCCCAGUUGCUGACAGGCGUGAUGUUUUACUGGUUGCUGUCGGUGGUCCGAAGACCCAGAAGCAGCCGAGGAUGGCAGAAGUGGUCCCCAGCCAGGAGCGGUGCGUCAGCUGCCAAAGCGCAUUCUGUGGCCCUGCCUGCCCAGGCACAGGUGGUCAUCUGUGGUGGUGGAAUCAUGGGCACAUCUGUGGCCUAUCAUCUCUCCAAGAUGGGAUGGAAGGAUAUCGUCCUUUUGGAGCAGGGCAGGCUGGCUGCUGGCUCUACGAGGUUCUGUGCUGGCAUCCUAAGCACCGCCAGGCACUUGACCAUUGAGCAAAAGAUGGCAGACUACUCAAACAAACUCUACCAUCAGUUAGAGCAAGAAACAGGGAUCCAUACAGGUUACAUAAGGACAGGCUCGAUCUUUCUGGCCCAAACUCAGGACCGGCUGAUCUCCCUGAAGCGCAUCAAUUCAAGGCUGAAUGUUAUAGGCAUCCCCUCCGAGAUCAUCUCCCCCAAGAAAGUGGCCGAACUUCACCCUCUCCUCAAUGUGCACGACCUGGUGGGGGCCAUGCAUGUCCCCGAGGAUGCAGUGGUGUCCUCCGCCGACGUGGCUCUUGCCCUGGCAAGUGCCGCCUCCCAAAAUGGUGUUCAGAUCUAUGACCGGACAAGUAUUCUUCAUGUUAUGGUGAGGAAAGGUCAAGUCACUGGUGUGGAGACUAAUAAAGGACAGAUCCAGUGCCACUAUUUUGUCAACUGUGCUGGUCAGUGGGCAUACGAGCUGGGUCUGUCCAACGAGGAGCCGGUUAGUAUCCCGUUACAUGCCUGCGAACACUUCUACCUUCUGACUCGCCCCUGGGAGACCCCUCUGCAGAGCAACACACCAACUAUUGUGGAUGCCGAUGGAAGAAUUUAUAUUCGGAGCUGGCAGGGUGGCGUCCUGUCUGGGGGCUUUGAGAAGAACCCCAAACCAAUUUUCACUGAGGGCAAGAACCAGCUGGAGAUUCAGAAUCUACAGGAAGACUGGGAUCACUUUGAGCCCCUGUUGAGUUUCCUGCUGCGUAGGAUGCCGGAACUGGAGACUCUGGAGAUCGUGAAGUUGGUGAAUAGCCCCGAGACCUUCACCCCGGACAUGAGGUGCAUCAUGGGCGAGUCCCCUUCAGUGCGGGGCUACUUCGUCCUGGCGGGAAUGAACUCUGCUGGCCUUUCGUUUGCUGGAGGAGCUGGAAGUCGGCUCCCUGCUGGUAACACCUGCAUUGUCCGGUGCCAGUUUCCUGCUCUCCAGCUGGGCAGCACCUCUCCUCUUUGCCUAGAAGCAGCAUCUCUCAGCUAG
Molecule: messenger RNA, 1528 nt
Organism: Mesoplodon densirostris (Blainville's beaked whale)
Lineage: Eukaryota; Metazoa; Chordata; Mammalia; Artiodactyla; Ziphiidae
Product: pyruvate dehydrogenase phosphatase regulatory subunit, mitochondrial-like
Exons: 10
Coding region: 239-1528 (429 amino acids)
Cellular component (GO): mitochondrion; mitochondrial matrix; cytoplasm
Molecular function (GO): oxidoreductase activity
Source: RefSeq, a predicted model, not a curated record